AUGGGUGCCACCAAGAUCUUGCUGGGGUUAUUCUUCUUAAAUGCAGCACUCCUGGAUGCCACCUCAGGUGCUCACACUACAACCUAUCGUCCCAAUCCACAGUGGACAACUAGUACUCCAGAGACCACAACCACAAACGGAUAUGAAACCUCAACCAGUCCAGCAGGUGCCUCCCUGGCCCUGGUGAACGGCAGGAACCGGUGCGAGGGGCGUGUAGAGAUUUACUCCUCCGGGGGCUGGGGCACCGUCUGUGAUGACAGCUGGGACCUGAACGAUGCCCAGGUGGUGUGCAGGCAGCUGGACUGUGGCUUUGCUGUUUCUGCACCGUCCAACGCCUACUUUGGACAAGGCAGUGGCAAGAUCUACCUGGACGAUGUGCACUGCACUGGGAGCGAGUCCUCCCUCUUUCAGUGCCGGCACAAUGGCUGGGGCGUCCACAACUGUGGCCACGGAGAAGAUGCUGGUGUUGUGUGCUCAGGUAAUGCAAAAGGUGCCUCCCUGGCCCUGGUGAACGGCAGGAACCGGUGCGAGGGGCGUGUAGAGAUUUACUCCUCCGGGGGCUGGGGCACCGUCUGUGAUGACAGCUGGGACCUGAACGAUGCCCAGGUGGUGUGCAGGCAGCUGGACUGUGGCUUUGCUGUUUCUGCACCGUCCAACGCCUACUUUGGACAAGGCACUGGCAAGAUCUACCUGGACGAUGUGCACUGCACUGGGAGCGAGUCCUCCCUCUUUCAGUGCCGGCACAAUGGCUGGGGCGUCCACAACUGUGGCCACAGAGAAGAUGCUGGUGUUGUGUGCUCAGGUGCCUCCCUGGCCCUGGUGAACGGCAGGAACCGGUGCGAGGGGCGUGUAGAGAUUUACUCCUCCGGGGGCUGGGGCACCGUCUGUGAUGACAGCUGGGACCUGAACGAUGCCCAGGUGGUGUGCAGGCAGCUGGACUGUGGCUUUGCUGUUUCUGCACCGUCCAACGCCUACUUUGGACAAGGCAGUGGCAAGAUCUACCUGGACGAUGUGCACUGCACUGGGAGCGAGUCCUCCCUCUUUCAGUGCCGGCACAAUGGCUGGGGCGUCCACAACUGUGGCCACGGAGAAGAUGCUGGUGUUGUGUGCUCAGGUGCCUCCCUGGCCCUGGUGAACGGCAGGAACCGGUGCGAGGGGCGUGUAGAGAUUUACUCCUCCGGGGGCUGGGGCACCGUCUGUGAUGACAGCUGGGACCUGAACGAUGCCCAGGUGGUGUGCAGGCAGCUGGACUGUGGCUUUGCUGUUUCUGCACCAUCCAAUGCCUACUUUGGACAAGGCACUGGCAAGAUCUACCUGGACGAUGUGCACUGCACUGGGAGCGAGUCCUCCCUCUUUCAGUGCCGGCACAAUGGCUGGGGCGUCCACAACUGUGGCCACGGAGAAGAUGCUGGUGUUGUGUGCUCAGGUGCCUCCCUGGCCCUGGUGAACGGCAGGAACCGGUGCGAGGGGCGUGUAGAGAUUUACUCCUCCGGGGGCUGGGGCACCGUCUGUGAUGACAGCUGGGACCUGAACGAUGCCCAGGUGGUGUGCAGGCAGCUGGACUGUGGCUUUGCUGUUUCUGCACCAUCCAAUGCCUACUUUGGACAAGGCACUGGCAAGAUCUACCUGGACGAUGUGCACUGCACUGGGAGCGAGUCCUCCCUCUUUCAGUGCCGGCACAAUGGCUGGGGCGUCCACAACUGUGGCCACGGAGAAGAUGCUGGUGUUGUGUGCUCAGCUGCUCAGUCCUCAACCUCUCGUCCUCCUCCACUGUGGACAACUAGUACUCCAGAGACCACAACCACAAACGGAUAUGAAACCUCAACCAGUCCAGCAGAGACCACAACCACAAACGGAUAUGAAACCUCAACCAGUCCAGCAGGUGCCUCCCUGGCCCUGGUGAACGGCAGGAACCGGUGCGAGGGGCGUGUAGAGAUUUACUCCUCCGGGGGCUGGGGCACCGUCUGUGAUGACAGCUGGGACCUGAACGAUGCCCAGGUGGUGUGCAGGCAGCUGGACUGUGGCUUUGCUGUUUCUGCACCGUCCAACGCCUACUUUGGACAAGGCAGUGGCAAGAUCUACCUGGACGAUGUGCACUGCACUGGGAGCGAGUCCUCCCUCUUUCAGUGCCGGCACAAUGGCUGGGGCGUCCACAACUGUGGCCACAGAGAAGAUGCUGGUGUUGUGUGCUCAGAUUCUGGGCUUGUGUGCUCAGGUGCCUCCCUGGCCCUGGUGAACGGCAGGAACCGGUGCGAGGGGCGUGUAGAGAUUUACUCCUCCGGGGGCUGGGGCACCGUCUGUGAUGACAGCUGGGACCUGAACGAUGCCCAGGUGGUGUGCAGGCAGCUGGACUGUGGCUUUGCUGUUUCUGCACCGUCCAACGCCUACUUUGGACAAGGCAGUGGCAAGAUCUACCUGGACGAUGUGCACUGCACUGGGAGCGAGUCCUCCCUCUUUCAGUGCCGGCACAAUGGCUGGGGCGUCCACAACUGUGGCCACGGAGAAGAUGCUGGUGUUGUGUGCUCAGGUGCCUCCCUGGCCCUGGUGAACGGCAGGAACCGGUGCGAGGGGCGUGUAGAGAUUUACUCCUCCGGGGGCUGGGGCACCGUCUGUGAUGACAGCUGGGACCUGAACGAUGCCCAGGUGGUGUGCAGGCAGCUGGACUGUGGCUUUGCUGUUUCUGCACCGUCCAACGCCUACUUUGGACAAGGCAGUGGCAAGAUCUACCUGGACGAUGUGCACUGCACUGGGAGCGAGUCCUCCCUCUUUCAGUGCCGGCACAAUGGCUGGGGCGUCCACAACUGUGGCCACGGAGAAGAUGCUGGUGUUGUGUGCUCAGGUACCUCUGAAGGUGCCUCCCUGGCCCUGGUGAACGGCAGGAACCGGUGCGAGGGGCGUGUAGAGAUUUACUCCUCCGGGGGCUGGGGCACCAUCUGUGAUGACAGCUGGGACCUGAACGAUGCCCAGGUGGUGUGCAGGCAGCUGGACUGUGGCUUUGCUGUUUCUGCACCGUCCAACGCCUACUUUGGACAAGGCAGUGGCAAGAUCUACCUGGACGAUGUGCACUGCACUGGGAGCGAGUCCUCCCUCUUUCAGUGCCGGCACAAUGGCUGGGGCGUCCACAACUGUGGCCACAGAGAAGAUGCUGGUGUUGUGUGCUCAGGUGCCUCCCUGGCCCUGGUGAACGGCAGGAACCGGUGCGAGGGGCGUGUAGAGAUUUACUCCUCCGGGGGCUGGGGCACCGUCUGUGAUGACAGCUGGGACCUGAACGAUGCCCAGGUGGUGUGCAGGCAGCUGGACUGUGGCUUUGCUGUUUCUGCACCAUCCAACGCCUACUUUGGACAAGGCACUGGCAAGAUCUACCUGGACGAUGUGCACUGCACUGGGAGCGAGUCCUCCCUCUUUCAGUGCCGGCACAAUGGCUGGGGCGUCCACAACUGUGGCCACGGAGAAGAUGCUGGUGUUGUGUGCUCAGGUGCCUCCCUGGCCCUGGUGAACGGCAGGAACCGGUGCGAGGGGCGUGUAGAGAUUUACUCCUCCGGGGGCUGGGGCACCGUCUGUGAUGACAGCUGGGACCUGAACGAUGCCCAGGUGGUGUGCAGGCAGCUGGACUGUGGCUUUGCUGUUUCUGCACCAUCCAACGCCUACUUUGGACAAGGCACUGGCAAGAUCUACCUGGACGAUGUGCACUGCACUGGGAGCGAGUCCUCCCUCUUUCAGUGCCGGCACAAUGGCUGGGGCGUCCACAACUGUGGCCACAGAGAAGAUGCUGGUGUUGUGUGCUCAGGUCACUCCCAGCUUCUUUGUCUGACUCUGGUGAAUGGAAACAACCCAUGUGAAGGUCGUGUGGAGAUCUAUUACCGAGGACGGAUGGGGACAGUCUGUGAUGAUUACUGGGACAUUGAUGAUGCCAAGGUUGUGUGCAGGCAGCUGGGAUGUGGCCAGGCCAUUGCAGCUCUAAGAAGUGCUUACUUCGGGGCAGGCUCAGGUGACAUCUUGCUGGACAACGUGAUGUGCAGCGGAACUGAGGUCUCCUUGUUUCACUGCAAUCACACUGGGUGGAGGAUCCACAACUGUGGCCACCAUGAAGACGCUGGUGUUGUCUGUUCAGGCGCCCGCCUGCGGCUCUGGGGCGGCAGGAACGGCUGCGAGGGCCGCGUGGAGCUGUACGACGGCCGGAGCUGGGGGACGGUGUGCGACGACCAGUGGGAGCUGCAGGAUGCCCAGGUGGUGUGCCGGCAGCUGGGCUGCGGCCGGGCCCUGGCCGCCCCGGGCAACGCGCGCUUCGGCCUCGGCUCCGGCCGCAUCUUCCUGGACGACGUGCAGUGCCGCGGGGACGAGCCCUCCCUCCAGAUGUGCCGGCACCGGGGCUGGGGCGUGCACAACUGUGCCCAUCUGGAGGACGCUGGUGUCAUCUGUGCAGGUGGCCGUGUCCCUGUCGCAGGCGCCCGCCUGCGGCUCUGGGGCGGCAGGAACGGCUGCGAGGGCCGCGUGGAGCUGUACGACGGCCGGAGCUGGGGGACGGUGUGCGACGACCAGUGGGAGCUGCAGGAUGCCCAGGUGGUGUGCCGGCAGCUGGGCUGCGGCCGGGCCCUGGCCGCCCCGGGCAACGCGCGCUUCGGCCUCGGCUCCGGCCGCAUCUUCCUGGACGACGUGCAGUGCCGCGGGGACGAGCCCUCCCUCCAGAUGUGCCGGCACCAGGGCUGGGGCGUGCACAACUGUGCCCAUCUGGAGGACGCUGGUGUCAUCUGUGCAGGUGGGUGGCCAGCAGAGACCUCUGGCUCUCCCGUGGGGCUCUUGGCUCUCUCUGCCCAGCCCCCAUCACCUUAUGUUUGUGGUGGAUCAAUCUCAAAUUCCUCUGGGAUGCUGCAGAGUCCCUUCUACCCUGGAAGUUAUCCAAAUGACGCUGACUGUGUGUGGGAAAUACAAGUAGAGAGCAAUUUCCGUGUUAUGCUCACGUUUAGAGACAUUGUGAUGCAAAGUGACAGAUGCCAGCAUGACUACAUUGAAGUCUAUGAUGGGCCUCCACACUCUUCCCCACUUAUUGGGAGGCUUUGUUCUGGUUCCUUCCCCACAUACACAUCCUCUUCAAACAUGAUGACCGUUCGCUUCCACAGUGACUCUAGAUACACCUUCAGAGGGUUUCAGGCUCACUACUCCUCCAUCCCAGCAGAUCAAAACACUACCCUUCUGUGCUUGCCAGACUACAUGCACGCAGUGGUCAGCAGGGACUAUCUCCAGUCUCAAGGCUACUCGGCGCAGAUGGUGACGCUGAGCGACAGUCGCUGCCAACCAACGGUCACGUCAAGCGAGGUUAUAUUCAACAUUCCCUACAAUGGCUGUGGGACCAUACGAGAGGAGAACGAUGAUACAAUCAACUACUCCAACAUGAUCAAAAUCACAUCUUCUGGGCACAUAAUCAAGAGGAAAAAAGACAUUCACUUACAUAUCAGUUGCAAGAUGCUGCAGAACACAUGGAUGCAGCUCAUGUAUGUUGCUGAGGAUACCAUAGAUGUGAAUGAAAAUCAGUUUGGAAGAUAUGACAUGAAUAUCACUUUUUAUGACUCCUCAUCAUUCUCGCGGCAAGUGCACGACUCUCCAUACUACAUUGACUUGAACCAAAAUUUGUACCUUCAAGCUGGUCUUCAAAGCUCUGACCCAAACCUGGUCGUGUUUGUGGACACAUGUGUGGCAUCACCUGAUCCUCAAGAUUUUAACACUCUGGCCUAUGAUAUAAUCAAGAAUGGAUGUGUUCGAGACCCUUCCUACACCACUUACUCCUCCCCCAGCAGCCACUUUGCUCGGUUCAAGUUCAACGCCUUUGAGUUCAUGCGCCACCACCCACUGGUCUACCUGCGUUGCGAGCUGGCAGUGUGCAGGCUCCAGGACUUCUCCUCCCGAUGCUACAGGGGCUGUCUCACCAGGUCCAAGAGAGAUACAAGUUCUGCUGAGGAAAAAGUGAAGGUGGUAGUUGGACCACUUCAGCUUCGAGAAGGGGGUGCUCAGAGUAGCACUGCUGAACCCCCAGCUCUGACCGUGAGGCUGGCAGAAGGUGACAGCAGGUGCUCGGGCCGUGUCGAGCUCUUCUACAACGGGAGCUGGGGAACGGUCUGCGACGACGGCUGGCAGCUGGCGGGGGCCCAGGUGGUGUGCAGGAGGCUGGGCUGUGGAGAAGCUCUGGUGGCUGCGUCGGAAGCUUACUUUGGCCCUGGCUCUGGGAACAUCCUCCUGGAUGACGUGGAGUGCAGAGGGGAUGAAGACAGCCUGUGGGAGUGCUCCCACGGGGGAAUCGCUGUCCACAACUGCCAACACAAGGAGGACGCCAGUGUCAUUUGUGCAGACAUGUCCCUGAGGCUGGUGGACGGAGAAGCCGCGUGCUCAGGGCGCCUCGAGGUCUUCCACAACGGGAGCUGGGCAACUGUCUGUGAUGAUGGCUGGGACCUGAGGGCUGCCACGGUUGUGUGCAGGCAGCUGGGCUGUGGAGACGCCGUCUCAGCCAAAAUUGAUGCCUAUUUUGGAGAAGGCACAGGAGAUAUUCUCCUGGAUGACGUGAUGUGCAGCGGGGACGAGUCCUCGCUGGAGCAGUGCUCUCACAGGGAGCUGGGCGUGCACGACUGCUACCACAAGGAAGAUGCUGGUGUUAUCUGUGCAGGUACCCACCUUUUCCAUAUUGUUAUCUAA
Molecule: messenger RNA, 6681 nt
Organism: Apus apus (common swift)
Lineage: Eukaryota; Metazoa; Chordata; Aves; Apodiformes; Apodidae
Product: deleted in malignant brain tumors 1 protein-like
Exons: 30
Coding region: 1-6681 (2226 amino acids)
Cellular component (GO): membrane
Source: RefSeq, a predicted model, not a curated record